UGUGAAGAGGAGGAUGACAACCUGACUGGUGCUGGUGCCUUGCAGCUUGCCUCUGAUGGGCAUCACGCUAACAAACGAGCUCACCAUAAUGCUCUAGAGCGCAAACGCAGGGACCACAUCAAAGACUCCUUCACAUCUCUUAGAGACUGCGUACCUGCUUUACAGGGAGAAAAGUCUAGCCGAGCUCAGAUCUUGAAGAAGGCCUCAGACUACAUUGAUUUUAUGAGAAAAAAGAUUUCUGCUCACCAAGCUGAUAUUGAAGACCUCCAAAGACAAAAUGAGCUGCUGGAAGCUCAGAUCAAGUCCCUGGAGCGGGCGAAAUACACGGGAAACUUUGCUGCCAUGAGCAGCAAUGGCGACCCCUCUAAACAGGGCAGUGAUGACUACAGCGGAGCGUCCUCGUCUGAGGAAGCUGAUGACGAAGACUUGGAUGACCAAGCCUUCCCUCGACGCAAAAGACUCAAGAGUUAGCCCUUGACUCCACCCGUGUGGUUAGGAAUAACAAGCAAUCAGUUGCAGUGUUCAGCUAACGACUCUUUGCGUUUGAGCAAUCAAAUUUAAACUUAAGACAAUUCCUGCCACCAUCUGCGAUUUUGCGCCAUGUUUUCAUCUUUUAAACGUUUCAUUUUUAACUGUUCAACGUUUAGUGAACAGUUUAUUGACUGUUCAAUUUAUUUAACGUGUAUUUUUAACUGUCCAACGUUUACUGAGCAGUUUUCUGUGUACUUCCAUAUUUAUAUGCAGCUUCGCCUCCUAUUUACAUAUAUUACAUUUACAUAUUUAAAUGCAGAGAGUCUAUUUUGAGUUAGCUGCAUAAAGAAGGGUUUCAUUUUAAUGGCAUGUGCAAGAGAUUAUCCUGGUUUUUUUUUAGAAUUUUCCCGCGAUAUUUUUAUCACUUUAUUUUAGGCUCAUGUGAUUUUACAUCACAGUCCGGUAAAAGCCAAUAAAGAUUUUAAAACUUACCACUGCUUGUGACAAUUUUAAAAUGUCCUAUAAAUGUUUCAAUAAACGCAUUCACUGUUGUGUUUACUGAUAUGAUUGUUUGACAACAGAGAGCAAAUGACCUCCUCUGCUCUGAUAAUGGAAACUGAUGAAAAUGUGCAUAAUGAAUAAUUCCUUCGAUUAUCCGAAUUCUUUCGAGAUGUAACGCAAUUGUGUCCAGAGUUAGUUAGCUUCAUCACAAGCUGGUUGUUAACAUCCAUUUAUAUUCUGUUCCAUGUACACACUUGAAUGUGUUGUUACCAAAUAUUUUUAAGCCGGGUCAUUCUUUAUAACUGGUUUUUAAUUGUAAUGUAAACGAAAAUUGCCAGUAACCUUAAAAAUUCAGUAUAAAUAUUGCCCGAUUAAGGGUUCUGUUGCUGGUCAGGUUCAUAUCCAGAUUUUUCUGUAACAUCAACAGUGCAAAGUUUUCCAACAGUGCCAAAAAUUGUUCUGUUUUAAUUGAAGCUUGUAAAGAGUAUUCUUUGUAUAUUAGGUUGUAUUGCAUCUAUUGUUUGUUGCGCUGAACGUCUAAGUGCUAUAUUUAUUUUUUUUUGCAUUGUUUCUAAUUUAUAGAUAUUUUGGGACUGUCCGCUAUGUGCUUUGUUUUUAUCCGCAAUUAUUUCAAUUAAUUCGUGUCUGGUUGUAGCAAAAUUUUAUCGUCUGAAAAAAAAUCUUUCGUCCAAA
This is a messenger RNA of Hyalella azteca, 1665 nucleotides long. RefSeq names its product protein max. Gene Ontology annotation, molecular function: protein dimerization activity; DNA-binding transcription factor activity. Gene Ontology annotation, biological process: positive regulation of transcription by RNA polymerase II. Gene Ontology annotation, cellular component: RNA polymerase II transcription regulator complex. The record is from RefSeq and is a predicted model, not a curated record. Lineage: Eukaryota; Metazoa; Arthropoda; Malacostraca; Amphipoda; Hyalellidae.